CGCGGGUUAUUUACAAACAGGGAACUGCGCCAUUAUUUUUGUUAGCACUAGCGGUGAUUAGAAAUUUAACGAAACUUCAUAACUGUCAGCUUAUAUUUACCUAUACAGUUACUUCACACAAGUAUUUUAUCCGAGCGGUCGCUGAUAAAGGCAUUCGGAGAACUGAAAUUAGUUUUUUUUUUUUCAUAAACGAAAUGAUAGCUAGGCUAACUCUAGCUAGCUGUGUUAAGUUUUUGCUGUUGCGUCGUGUAACGUAACUGCUGAAGCAGACAAAUGGAGACAGAUUACCCCAAAUCGAGGAGAUCCAAGAGAAAACUCUGCUACCUUAAUGAAAGGCCAUCUAAUCAUUGGGAAAAACCGUCAUCACUCAUAGAUGCUGACAGGCUGUUUGAUGACAUUGGUGUGUGUGCUGAGCUAUAUCCAACUUGUGCUGCACUGCAGAGUUCUCAUUCUGGCACAAACCAGAGUGAGACAUCGGAUCCUUCAGUCCCGCAGGAAAAUCACCUGACAGAAAAUUCUCCAGUACUUCAAAUCCUCUCGAGCAAUCCCUUCAAACCAGUGACUAAAAUUACAAGUGAACUUGAUGAUGAUGUCUUUCAACCUGCUAAAAGAUCACCGCAUUUUAAACUGGACCUUGAUUUGGACAUCCCAUUCAAAGCACACGGUCCAGUAAAGACCUCCAGCCCUAUUGAACAGGAAAUGUGCAGAAAGCCAGACGAUGAAAGCAGCAGCGUGUUCCCGAUUCUUUUUAACUGUGACACCGAAGCUGCAGAGGAACCUGACGAAAACCCUCCAAACACCCAGAAACCGCGAUGCAAUGGAAGAGUCACAGACAACCGAGAASAGCCUGAGCCGUGUGUUCCGGCAGAUAGACCAGAGCAUGAAGGUUCUGCUGUUAAGAACAUCUCCGUUCCCAAACGGUCUGCAGAGACGUUCUCCUGUUCAGGAAAAGACAUGACGGGCUUUCUGCAGAAGGUCAAACAGUUGAUUCAGUCAAAAYCACCAAAGAAAACAGCUGUUAAAGCGCCUCGACUGCCUCUUCCUCCUCCUGAGCCAGAAGAGGAUUUUUUCAUUCUGGAAGACGAUGUGCCSCUUUGGAUUUCCAUCCCAAGUAAAAGUUCUACGAGUAAGAGACAAAAACUGAGCAAAGCUUCCAGCUCUGACAAAGAGAGCUUCACAAACAGUUCUGUGGAUACGCCACAAGAACCAGAAAAGACCAAAAACAAACCAGAAAGUCAGGUUGUUGUUCAAAAACCUAAUAAUAGGAAGAAAAGCAGCGAAAAGAAUACAGAGUCUGAAAAUCAUAAAGAGAGUUUGCCCGGUUCAGAGGAGAAUCCUGACCCGGUGGAGCAGCAGGAACCAAAGAAAAGGAAACAAACGAAGAAGUUAAAAGAGAGCAACAAGACAAAGGWUCAUCCUGCAGGUGAUCCUGAGGAGCAGCGUGAAGAGAAAAAGAAACGAUUAAAGKUUUCRUCAAAAGGGAGCAGCGAGGAUGAGGAUCAUCCAGGUGACCCAGAGGAGCAGGAUCAACCAACGAAGAAGAAACAACUGAAGAAGKUUUCWUCAAAAGAGAGCAACAAGACAAAGGUUCAUCCUGCAGGUGAUCCUGMRGAGCAGCGUGAAGAGGAUCAUCCAGGUGACCCAGAGGARCAGGAACAACCAACRAAGAAGAAACAACUGAAGAAGUUUUCAUCAAAAAGGAGCAACAAGACAAAGGWUCAUCCUGCAGGUGAUCCUGAGGAGCAGCGUGAAGAGAAAAAGUCAAAAGGGAGCAGCGAGGAUGACGAUCGUCCAGGUGACCCAGMGGAGCAGGAACAACCAACGAAGAAGAAACAACUGAAGAAGUUUUCAUCAAGAGGGAGUGACGAGGUAGAGGGUCUUGAAAGAGAUGGCAUAGAAGCAGUAAACUCACAUAAAACUGAACCAAAAAAGCAGAAGUCCACCAGAAGGAAGAAUUUAAAGGAGGGUAAAGAAAUCAGCCCAACAAUCACGACCGACUCAUUACAGAAGAGCAGAAAGCAGCUUCAGGGCUCUACUGCUGUGACGUCUGGGGCUGAUGAAGAGUUCCAGGAGCAGGGGGAGGAGGAGCCUGCAGGAACUGAACAUCUGGGUUUGUUUUCAGACACAGAGGCGGAUAGAGAAGCUAAACAAAAACAAUCAGCCGAGUCCRGAGAGAGUUCCUCCGAAGACGUUCUCGUUCGUCAGAAAAGAAAGAGGAGGCCGACUGGUCAGUGGUGGUUGACUUCGAGCGCAGAGGAAGCAGGAAACCCACAAUCACCCAAGAGGUCCAAACAGAACAAUAACAGGGAGCCCAGGACGGCUCCGUCAACUGAACGGGUCAGAAAGGACAAAAAAGACAAAAAAGUUUGCAAGCAGCCUGUGUCGUUAUCCAGCGAUCAUACGGACAAAACGAAAGAACGUAAAGGCAAACAGACUAAAAAAAGAAAGAAAAAAGGAGAAAAGGUGAAAGAAACGGGUGAAAUUGUCAACGCCACUGAGGAGCAGCAGGAGGACCYUGAUCAGGAGUCGUCCAGCCCCUUGGUUUUUACACACAGAGACCUCAGUCUUCACUCAGGAAGUCAGAUAUUUCAUCGGGUCUAUCAUCACUCCUCCAGUGAAAAUAUGUCUGUCACAUCCACAGCAGCAGAGGAGCAGCAGCCCCGAGAACCAGAACCAGAGCCAGAACCAGAACCAGCCAAACGGAGGAGAAGACCACCGAGCAACUGGUGGGAAGUGAACAGCUCUGCUGAUGUUCCAGGAAGCGCCUCCUCACAGCCUCAGCAGCCUCAACAUAAAGAACAGAAAAAACAAUCCAAACAGAAAUCUGGACUCAGCAACAUGGCAGCCGGAUCACGGCCACCAGGGGGCGCACUGGUGCCUCUUCUGAAGCCACUGUCUGCUCCAAAGACUGUCAAACGCUCCCUGGCAACAUUUAAAGACAUUUUUACUUCAGGGGUAGAGACCCCCACCGUGUACGCCAGUAACAGACGCCAUGUCUCGUCCCGUCCCGCGGAGAAGGAUGCUGAGUUUGUAACCAGCGGCGAAGCUGGCAGAGAUGAACUCUGUGGGGAUGUCGGUGAAUGCAGCGGCAUGCAGCACAACCACAAGACUCCACCGGACGGAGCGUGUCGGGCAGAGGACACGAUUAAUGGCUUAAAGAGUGGCCCCUCCUCCAUGAUCAAUCUGGGAACGUUUGAAGACGAGGACUCUGAUUUGCCGAAAUCCAAAGCCCAGGUUGCGCUGUCUGCAUCCGAUCUUUGUGCUCCUCCUCUCAAACCAAUGACCUUAAAUUCGAAGGACAAGGCUGAUCUUACCAAGUGGUUUCAGAGUCUGUGGUCCUCCACUGCUGAUGAUGAUGCUGUAAUCACUCCAGAACAUUUUCAGUGGUACUUCUACAAGGAUCGAGCCCUGGGGAUCCAGGCAGACCUGAACAGUUCCUCCAUCUGUCACGGGAAGAUCYUGAUGGGCUCCUACAUGAAGAAGCCCCUCUGGGUGGACCACAGUGCGACCACA
Messenger RNA from Austrofundulus limnaeus, 3513 nucleotides. Its product is annotated as AF4/FMR2 family member 1. The record is from RefSeq and is a predicted model, not a curated record. NCBI's taxonomy places the organism in Eukaryota, Metazoa, Chordata, Actinopteri, Cyprinodontiformes, Rivulidae.